Rubroshorea leprosula is the source of this 1084-nucleotide messenger RNA. NCBI's taxonomy places the organism in Eukaryota, Viridiplantae, Streptophyta, Magnoliopsida, Malvales, Dipterocarpaceae. The record is from the annotation of a GenBank genome assembly.
GUACUGGCCGGUAUGGCCGGUAUGUACCGGAUUUUUCAAUGCACCGAAACGGUAUGAAGCUUAAUUUCGUUUCGGUCAAAUUUCGCUCAUUUCGGUCAAAUCUCGAUAUUCCGCCCGGUAUUCCGGCGUACCGGCAAUGUUGACAACCACUUCAAAUUUUUUUGAAGAAGAGAGAUCCUCCCUUUUUGGUGGCUGCCGAACCCCUCUCCUUACCGAUGAUGAAGGUGGAGGCAGUGAUGAUGAUGAGACGCAAGAAGAUGUCAAGGUCAGAGUCCCAAGGGGCUUCCGACUAGAUCUAUAUUGUCUUCUUGGUGAUUGGUGAGAUGAGCGUGACGAUUAGCUAGCAAGAGGAUGGUGAAGGUCGGAGGGACGUUCCGGCAGCUCUCUCUUGCUCCUUUUUUUCCUGACUGCUUCAUCGGGGGCUGUGAUGCUUCAGUUUUCAUGGAUGACAGCAAAUCAGCAAUGGGGUGGUGUACUAAAAAGAUGUUUCUUCAAGUGCCCUUUUCUAAUCAUCUCAAGGGGAACACAGUAUCGGGAAAAAUAGCUAUGAUUCUUUCAAAAUCGCCUCUGCAACUUCUAGGAACAGGGCAGCCAGAGCCAUGUUCACCAUCUGAUUUCCUCAUUGACGUAAGAAGAAAUUGUCAGGAUAACACCCCGGGAGAGGACUCCUCUUCCCUGAUCAACAAUUGAUGGCUGAUGAGAAGACAGCAAGAAAUGUCCGAGCUUACUCAUUGGAUGAUGAAUUGACCUUUUAGAAUAGACUUUGUCAGGGUUAUGUUGAAGAUGUCUGCAUCGGGUGCAUGUGUUGACCAGAUCUCAAGGUCAGGUUCUAACAAACUGUUUCAUGCCUCUCUGCAGCUCUUAAAUAACAGUCCCAUUAUCUCAGUGUGAUUCUGGAGAUUUUCACAUUCUUUCAUUGGUUGCAUAUACAAGCUAAACUGAAAUGCCAGUCUCAGUUGAGAAGCAAUCAGCAAGUUGAGCAGCAAUCAGCAAGUUGUGGACUAGACCAUGAAUUUGUAUAAGGAGUUCUGAUACUGGAAGACAGAUGCUGUUUACAAUAUUGUCAUAAAAUAGAAGGUGACAU